Oryza sativa Japonica Group (Japanese rice) is the source of this 3062-nucleotide messenger RNA. RefSeq names its product BTB/POZ domain-containing protein At1g30440. The record is from RefSeq and is a predicted model, not a curated record. NCBI's taxonomy places the organism in Eukaryota, Viridiplantae, Streptophyta, Magnoliopsida, Poales, Poaceae. Gene Ontology annotation, molecular function: protein binding.
UGAUUUCAUUUCACUCCCAUGGUGAAAUACUGAGAAAUGAAAACCAGGAUAGGACUAGUAGAGAGGAUAGGAGUAGGAGAGGAUCUCUGUGCACUUGGCCCCAGAUUUCCAGAACACACACACACACACACAGAGCUUUUUGAGCUUUUGAGCUUUGAGCCCCUACAAGAACCGGCCACACUCUCACUUUCAGUUUUUUUUUUUCUUCUCUUCACCCUCUCUGCAUGCGGACAAAUCUUGCAGGCUCUCGUCGUCGUCGCCACUCGCCGUCACUCUCUUGUCCCCAGUUAGUCUUUUUCUUGCAAGUCGCUGGCUUUCGGUUUCUUGGCAAAGCAAACCCCCCUUUUCAUUGCGUUUUGUUGCCUUCUCCAUUGCUGCCGCAUUUGAGUCACAACCCUCCAAAUUGCAGUCAAGAACACACUGCCAAGAAUGCAGCUAAGCUGCUAGCCCGAAUCUUAGGAGAUUUCUACUAACUUGUUUUUUCUUUUUUUUUUUUACUGAGUUCAUUCAUUCAUUCACAGAGAGGAAGCUAGGGCUUUGUUGUUCAUCAGCAAGAGAGCCCCCACACCAGUUUGGUCUUCUCUUCUGUCUCUGGACCCCAUUGAAAUGAUGGUGUCUUCUUGGCUGCUCCGGGGAGAUUGAUUAGAUGGCCAGGGGGGGUGGCCAUUGCUGAGCUUUGGAGUGAAGUGAAGUGGAGUGUACUCUGUUCUUGUGUGCUCUCUUGGUGUGUGUGUGUGUGGUGGCUCUUCCUCUUCUCCUCUCCGGAGAGAGAGAGAGAGAGAGAGGCAGCCUAGAUCCAUUUGCAGGAUGGGUUCCAUGAAGCUAAGCUCCAAGCCGGAUGCAUUCACAAGGCGAGGGCAAGCAUGGUACUGCACAACAGGGCUUCCCAGCGAUGUUCUUGUUGAGGUUGGGGAGAUGUCUUUCCACCUUCACAAGUUCCCCCUGCUUUCAAAGAGUGCCAUCCUGGGAAGAUUGAUUGAGGAGAAUUCAGACAGCGAUGAAUGUGUCAUCAUAUUGUCUGACAUCCCUGGUGGCGCAAAAUCAUUCGAGUUAGUGGCAAGGUUCUGUUAUGGGCUGAAGAUAGAGCUGUCUUCAGAAAAUGUCGUCUACCUACGCUGCGCUGCUGAACAUCUUGAGAUGACAGAAGAAACAUCUGGGGAUAAUCUGAUUAAUCAGACAGAGUCAUUCUUUAACCAAGUAGUCCUCCGAAGCUGGAAAGAUUCCCUGGAAGCGCUUCGGACAUGUGAUGGCCUUCUCCCUCAUGCUGAAGACCUUCACAUUGUGAAGAGAUGCAUCGAAUCAUUGGCUGGCAAAGCUAGCAUCGAUCCGGACCUCUUCGGCUGGCCAGUCUCGGAACAUAGUACCAUGCAAAGCCCCGGGGGAAGUGUCUUGUGGAAUGGCAUAAGCACGGGUGCGAAGGUUAGGAACUGCAGUUCGGACUGGUGGUAUGAUGAUGCUUCCUCCCUGAGCUUCCCUACAUACAAGAGGCUUAUUUCUUCCAUGGAGUCAAGAGGCAUCAAACAGGAGAUCAUUGCGGGUUCGCUCACAUACUACGCCAAGAAGUUUCUCCCAGGGUUGAAUAGGCGUCAAAGCACCGGACCAAUGCCCCUGCCGGCUGCUACCCUGUCUGAUGAAGAACAGAGGCGCCUGCUUGAAGAGAUUGAUAGGAUGUUGCCACUUCAGAGAGGUUUAAUAUCCACAAAUGUUUUGCUCUGGCUGCUCCGGACCGCCAUGAUCCUGAAAGUCGACCGCGCUUGCAUUUCAAACUUGGAGAAAAGGGUCGGGAUGCAGCUGGACGAAGCCACAUUGGAGGAUCUACUGCUGCCAAACUUCUCAUACACCAUGGACACGCUCUACAACGUCGAGUGCGUUCACAGGAUUCUCGACCACUUCUUGGCAAUGGAUCAGACCAUGGGUGGCGGUGGCGCCUCCCCAUGCUUGGAUGAUGUGAUGGCAUCUCCUUCGUUGGCACCGAUCACCGCUGUCGCGAAGCUGAUUGAUGGCUACCUUGCAGAGAUUGCACCUGAUAUCAACCUAAAGCCACUGAAAUUCCAGUCUCUGGCAGCUGUUUUACCUGAAUAUGCUCGGCCACUGGAUGACGGUCUUUACCGCGCCAUUGAUGUAUACCUGAAGUCGCAUCCGACGCUGCCUGAAGCUGAACGGGAGCAGCUAUGCCGGCUGAUCGACUGCCAGAAGCUGUCGCUGGAGGCGUGCACCCACGCCGCGCAGAACGAGCGGCUGCCGCUGCGGGUGGUGGUGCAGGUGCUCUUCUUCGAGCAGCUGCAGCUGAGGACGUCGGUGGCCGGCUGCCUGCUCGUCUCCGACAACCUGGAGGCCUCGUCGAGGACGCUCCGCGGCGGCGGCGCGGUGGCGGCGUCCGGCGAGGCCGGGUGCUGGGCCACGGCCGCCGUGAGGGAGAACCAGGCGCUCCGGGUCGGCAUGGACAGCAUGCGGCUGCGGCUGAUGGAGCUCGAGCGGGAGUGCUCCGACAUGCGCCAGGACAUCCGCAAGCUCGGCCGCGGCCGCCGCCGCCUCCGUGGCGGUGGUGGCAUCGUCGCCGGUGGCAAGGACGGCGGCGGGUGGGCAGCGCGGGUGCAGCGGAUGCUGACGCCGAGGAUGAUGAAGCUGCAGAUGUGCAGCGCGCAGCAUGACGCCGCCGAGCAGCAGCGGAUGAACAAUGAGCACAAGAAGGUGGAGAAGGUGGCCAAGAACAAGAAGCAGCUGUCCAUGGACGACGGUGACGACGAGGAGGAGGCCUGAAACCUGAAAGAUUUCUUCUUCUUCUUGUUGUUGCUGCGCCAUGAUCGUGUUGGUCAAGGUGAAGUGUCACUGAGCCGAAGAGGGAAGAGAUUGAUGGCGUCAUCAGUUUGUAGUUAGUAAAAGUAUAAGUAACUCUUUGAGUUGACUAAGUGACUAGUGAGAGCGAGUGAUUUACCUGUGAGACUGUGAAUGACUUCUCAUCUCUCAAUCUUUGACUCUUUUUCUCCUGAAAGCGUGCAUGCAGGGAGUACACAGUUCUUCAUUUCGAAUGACUCCCAUUCUUAUUCUCCCAAAUUCAGAUA